GAUCCCCAUUAUCCCAAAUCAUCCGUCUUUAGUCAAAGUAUUUGUUUUUUUUAUAUUCGGAUUUUAUAUGACAUCCAAAGUGGCCAAAGUUUUGCAGCAUUGCAUUUAAUAGGUUUAAUUAUCGUCGACGUCUGGCCUACCUCAUAGGUAAUCAAAUGUUGGGAGAAAAGGCACAAGGCGUCCCUUUGAAAGUAAUGGACUACACCUAUGAUGCAGAUUUGGAAGAAUUGUGUCCUGUUUGUGGAGAUAAGGUCUCAGGAUACCACUAUGGACUCCUUACAUGUGAAAGUUGUAAGGGCUUCUUCAAGAGGACAGUCCAGAACAAUAAGAGGUACACUUGUGCAGAAAACCAGGAGUGUAAAAUAGACAAAACACAGCGGAAGAGAUGUCCCUUCUGCCGAUUCCAGAAAUGCCUCAAUGUUGGCAUGAGAUUAGAAGCGGUGCGUGCAGACCGCAUGCGUGGGGGCAGGAAUAAGUUUGGCCCCAUGUACAAGCGGGAUAGAGCCAUGAAGCAGCAGAAGAAGGCUUUGAUCCGUUCCACAGGCUUCAAGCUGGAGUCUGCUCCUCCACAGCUCUCCCCUGUACAGACUAACUAUGGCUUCACCGGCACCCUGCACAGCCUCCCCUCCCUCCCCAAAGGGCUCAUGCCCUCCAUCCCAGCCUCCAACAAUGCCACAGACUACGAGGCCAGCCUCUACGGACCCCCCUCCCUGGGGGUGGCCAUGCAGCCCCAUGGACCCCUGCCCACCCAGUACCAGUACACAGCAUUCCCCAGUAGGGCCAUCAAGUCUGAGUACCCUGACCACUACACAAGCUCCCCAGAGUCUCUGGUGGGGUACCCCUUACCGGACGUGUACCCCACCGGUGGCUCCCCGCAGGCUCCCAGCCUGCCCCCCCUUGUGCUGGAGCUGCUGCGUUGCGACCCAGACGAGAUGCAGGUGCAGAGUAAGAUUAUGGCCUUCCUGCAGCAGGAGCAGAGUGGCCGGGGCCGGCAGGAAAAGCUCAGCACCUUCAGCCUCAUGUGUCGCAUGGCAGACCAGACUCUGUUCUCCAUAGUGGAGUGGGCCAGGAGCUGCAUCUUCUUCAAGGAGCUCAAGGUGGGGGAUCAGAUGAAGCUUCUUCACAACAGUUGGUCUGAGCUGCUGGUCCUGGACCAUGUCUUCAGACAAGUGCAGCAUGGGAAGGAGAGCAACCUGCUCUUGGUUACUGGCCAGGAGAUGGAUCUGUCAUCCAUGGGGUCCCAGGCAGGGGUGACUCUUUCAGGCCUGGUCCAGAGAGGACAGGAGUUGGCUGGGAGGCUGCUGACCCUGCAGGUGGACAGGAGAGAGGUUGCCUGCCUUAAGUUCCUCCUCCUCUUCAAUCCCAAUGUAAAGCUGUUGGAGAAUCAAGCGUUUGUGGAGAGUGUUCAGGAGCAGGUGAAUGGGGCUCUGCUGGAGUACACUCUGUGCACCUACCCCUUGUACCUGGACAAGUUCAGCCAGCUGGUGCUGCGUCUGCCAGAGCUGCGAGCCCUCAGCACCCAGGCAGAGGACUACCUGUGCUACAAACACCUGAGUGGGGAGGUGCCCUGCAACAACCUGCUCAUCGAGAUGCUGCAUGCCAAGAGGGCCUGUGUAUGAGCACCACGCUACCACCACCAUACACCAGCAGACUGUCUGUGGGACUGACGCUGUGGAAGCGAAAGAGGGGGUUUACGAUUACAGCUGAGAGAGAAUGAUGUGUGUGUUUGUGUUUGUGUGUGCAUGCGUGCGUGAGCAGCCCCUCUGUCCCAGGUGUGUGUAAACAGAAUAUGGACUUGUGUUUUUGGCAGUUCUUUAAAUGUACAUAGUUAUCAAAUUUACAAAGCAAGCUUUAUUAUGAUACUGUAUGUAAAUGUAACUUUUACCUUUUGUUGAAUGCAGCAGAGUGUAGUCUUAUAUCAGAGCUAGUGGAGAUAUUUCAGAUUCUUCAGAUGAAAGAGGCACUAUAACACACGUCAUUCAGACUUGUCCUAGCCUUUCAAAUAUAGUGUAAACACUAUAUUUAUUUGAGCACUUGUUCCUUUGUAAAUUGUCACCAACUUUACCACAUAAAAUUGUUGUGUGAAAAAUAGGUUAUGUUCAAUAUAGUUUUUUUCUAUUAGAUAUUGAUAUUCUAAUAUAUUAACUACACGUGUUUACAAGAAUCACAUAAGCACACUCAUAUUCAGUUUAACCCUAAAAUCGAUGUCCGCGCCCCCGUGGAAAUCUAAUUAGCAUAAUACAAAGAUCCACAUACAAAUCUGUCAGUUUAAGCUAGAGAUAUCUGUUUU
This is a messenger RNA of Coregonus clupeaformis (lake whitefish), 2290 nucleotides long. Its product is annotated as nuclear receptor subfamily 5 group A member 2. The transcript has 7 exons. The coding region runs from base 156 to 1619 and encodes 487 amino acids. The record is from RefSeq and is a predicted model, not a curated record. Gene Ontology annotation, cellular component: RNA polymerase II transcription regulator complex. Lineage: Eukaryota; Metazoa; Chordata; Actinopteri; Salmoniformes; Salmonidae. Gene Ontology annotation, biological process: regulation of transcription by RNA polymerase II; tissue development; hormone-mediated signaling pathway. Gene Ontology annotation, molecular function: RNA polymerase II cis-regulatory region sequence-specific DNA binding; nuclear receptor activity; zinc ion binding.